CGAAACCCUACGGCCCUGCUCACUCACUUCCCUAGUCCUCAUUCCCUAGUUGCCAAUCCAAAAUCCUCGCCUUCGCCCAGCUGCCCUGUACUCCCCUCCACCGGCGCCGGCGGCCAUGGAAAUGGAACCGCAACCUAUCAUCGGCCACAACCUGAGCGAUAUGCAGGCCGGCAUAGAGCGCGACGGCCUGGAUCCCCGGACGCUGGACUUGGGAACCAACCUCAUGCUCUACUUGGUAUACCACUACCUCCCUCGCCCGCCGGUCUCCCCCUCCGCCACUUCCUCGCCCUCCGCCGCCUUGCGGUUCCACCAAGGCGUCGACCGCAUCAGCCGCCUGCCGGAGAAUGUCCUCCGCAACAUCGUCUCGCGCCUCCCCGUCAAGGACGCCGCGCGCACCGCUGCGCUCUCCUCGCGCUGGCGCCCCGUCUGGCUGUCGGCGCCCCUCACCCUUGUCGACAGCCACCUGCUUCCGGACUGCGGCGCGGGAGGGCCGUACGCCAUGGGCGCCCCCUCCCCGCGCGCCGUCACCGCGGCGGUGUCCCGGGUCCUCGCGGCGCACCCGGGGCCCUUCCACUGCGUCCACCUCACCCGCACCACCAUGAACGAGCACCGCGGCGAGAUGGCGCGCUGGCUCGACGUCCUCGCCGCCAAGGGCGUCAAAGAACUCAUCUUUGUCAACCGCCCCUGGCCGGUCGACCUGCGCCUCCCCGCCACGCUUUUCAGCUGCGCCUCCCUCACCCGCCUCUACCUCGGAGUCUGGAGGCUCCCGGACACCGCCGCCGUGCCGCGCCGCGCCACCUUCCCCAACCUCCUGGAGCUCGGCCUCUGCUUCACUGUCAUGGAGGACCGGGACCUCGCCUUCAUCCUCGAAAGAAGCCCUGUUCUCGAGACUCUCGUCAUCACGGGAAGCCAGACUGGAGUGCGCCUCCGCCUGGUCAGUCGCAGCUUGCGGUGCCUACUGCUCGGCCUUACCUACUUGGAGGACAUCGAUGUGGUGGAUGCCCCUCGCCUGGAGAGGCUCAUUCAGUGGACAAAUUUUGGCGAGCACAGCAGCAGUAAGGGUAUGCUGCGCCCCUCCAUGGUCAAGAUUGGCCAUGCACCCAAACUGCGUAUGCUGGGAUACCAUGAGCCAGGAGAUAGUGACAUCGAGAUUACCAAAACUGUCACUGUGGCUGGCACCAAGGAGAAAAUUGUCCCCAGUGUCAACAUCUUGGCCAUAGAGGUGCAAUUUGGAGUCCGCAGCGCUCUGAAGAAGGUGCCUGGCUACCUCAGAAGUUUCCCAAAUCUCCAGACGCUCCAUGUCCAGUCCAAGAAAGCUGAAGAGCCCACUGGCAAGGUCAAUCUCAAGUUCUUGCAGGAGGGUGGUCCCAUCAAAUGUGUCGUGCAGAUGCUGAAGAAGGUGUUCUUCUAUGAGUUCCAAGGGUCGAAGAAUGAGGUUGCUUUCCUCAAGUUCAUCGCAGAGAGAGCCCGGGUGCUCGAGAAGAUGGUGGUUGUGGUGGCAAGUGAAUGUUUCUCUUCGGGGGCUAAUGUGAAUGUCAAACUGAAGCCCCUGAUAAGUGCAAACUGGAUUAGUCAAGCUUGUAAACUUCAGCUCUUCAAGAGCCCACGCACUCACGGGGGACCUCCGAUUUUCUGCCAGCAACGAGCAUCUGACCUUUCGUUUCCUGAUCCUUUUGACCUCGUCUACUAUCAAGAAUCUCUGUAAGUGCUGAAGUUUAACUAGUGGUACCAUGCCUAGCUUGUACAAGACUACUUGCACCUAGACUUUUAUCGGACUUGCAGCAGCUAAUGACUUGCAUUUCAUGGGAUUUCUCCAGCACACUGUGGCAUGCUUUCAGAUAUCUCUAUUAUGUCGCACAGUUUGUGCUAAUUAAGUAAUUAUGUGGACUAGUAAACUGCA
Messenger RNA from Lolium perenne, 1900 nucleotides. RefSeq names its product putative F-box/FBD/LRR-repeat protein At1g78760. The record is from RefSeq and is a predicted model, not a curated record. NCBI's taxonomy places the organism in Eukaryota, Viridiplantae, Streptophyta, Magnoliopsida, Poales, Poaceae. Gene Ontology annotation, molecular function: protein binding.